Messenger RNA from Meloidogyne enterolobii, 1520 nucleotides. The record is from the annotation of a GenBank genome assembly. NCBI's taxonomy places the organism in Eukaryota, Metazoa, Nematoda, Chromadorea, Rhabditida, Meloidogynidae.
UUUUUUAUAGAGGUUUAAUGCGCGGUGCUCCAAUUUUGGAUAAUCGUUCUUUAUGUCGUCUUUGUUCUUUGCCUGAAAUUAUUUCUUAUGUUGAAACUUUUGAUUUAAAAUUUUACCAAAUUAUUUUGGAUUUUUUCUUUUCUAGUCCAUUACGAAUUCCUUUAGAAAGUGAUUUAUGUAAUAAUCUCCGAAAUUUUGGUAAAAGUAUUGAAUUUUGGAUGGAAAAUGCUUUGGGAGGAGGAAAUAAUUCAAAUUUAAAUUAUUUAAUUCCCCCAGCAUUUAAAAAAGCUAAAUUAGAAUGUAUUCGGUUAUUGGCUAAUUCUUUAACUCGUUUAUCUUCUUUUGUUCAUUUGGCUAUUACUGCUAGAAGUGUUUUACAAAAUAAAGAACAAGUUAAAAAAGUACACGAUGAUUUUAAUCGUGUUGAUUUUGGAGUUUUUCAUUGGCAAGCUGAUUGGUUAUGUUCUUCUAACUCUUCUUUAAAUAAAAAUUCAUUCCAAGAAUCAACAGAAUUAAAUGAAAGUUUUUGUAAUUGUAAUGUGUUGGCACGUGAAUUGGUUGGACAAUUUCGUGAACGUUUAUCUCGUCAUUGUUCAAUAGAAGAAUGGGCUGAUUGGCUAGAAUCAAUUGUUGAUAAAGCUUUGAAUUUUCCAAAAACAUUUGAAUAUUCCCCCCAACAAAUAGCUAGUAAAGGAAAACGAUUUUUGUUAGCUUGGACUUUGCAUUCUUCUCUGCUUUUAAAAGAAAUUACUUUACAUUCUUCAACUUCUUUUGGAGAAUUUCAUUUAGUUCGGCUUGUAUUUGAUGAUUAUUUACUUAUUAUUAUGGAAAGAAAAUUGGCAAAAAUUUUGGGGAAAUUGCCUAUUGAAUUAAUGGCACCUGAGUGGCUGCAAAUGGAAGCAAGUUUAUUCCAGACACAACAACAAAAUACAACACAAACAACAUUAAAACCAGAAAAAACUUCUCUAAACUUUUCUUCUUCUCCAAAUAAUCCUCCAAAUGUUUCAACAUCUUCUUCACUUGUCCAUUUAUUACCUUCUUCAACAACACAACAUUACCAGAAUUUCUAUUCAACAAAUAUACAACAACAACAAAAACAACAAACGAAUUCAACACAUUACCCAAUGGUCGAGAAACUUCCACUUCCCGGGCCUGAACCUCCCUUAGAUAUGUUAAAUGUAAAUGGUGAAGAGGAUGAUUAUCAACAAGAAACAACAACAAUUAAUUCAACUCCUUUAACUCCCCCACAAAUUCAAAAAGAAAUUCAAAAUAAAUAUAAAAAAAUAAUAAAUGAAACAGGAGGAACAUCAUCAACAACAACAAUUCAUUAUAUUUUAGUUGAAGAACAAAGAAGAGGAGAAGAAAUGUUGGGAUUAGAUGCAGAAAUGGAAGAAAUAGAGGAAGAUAAUUAUGAAAAAGAAGAAAAUGAAGAGGGCUUUGUUAUAAUUAAAAAACAAAGAAAAAUUCAAGAAAUUAAACAAAAUAAUGAUUUUAAUAACGAUAAUAUUUUGAAAAAAUAA